UUAAUUAAUUAAUGUCAACACAAUCUUUUUGAUCAUAAUUCUGAAGCACCCUAUAGAUACGAGGUAUGAGGAAUAAAAUGUAGCUGAAAGGGUCAAGGAGAAAGUAAACAGCUAUAUUUUAUCAGACACACCCUGUACAAACGAAACACCGACAAGAAAGUCGUAUCGUAAAGUUGUGCAAUGAAAGGAAGAUGGCUCUAACUAUUAAGUCGUGGACAUAAAAUAUUGAAAAAUAAUGUGUAUUACGUUGGCUCAGCCACUAAAGCAGGAAAACGAUAUUUCUUCCUUCGUAGAAGGAUAUCAGGGCAAGGUAUAAAAGAUGUGGCAAACGGAAAGAGGUCUAUAGGUGCAUCUAUCAAUUUUAUUGCACCAUUAUCGAUAAGAACCCCUUGUUCACUUGUAUCCGGUGGAAACUUUAAGCCGUGUCACAUGAAACGCGUGAAACGAACGAUUAGCAGUAUUGAAAGAUACAUUAUCUGUCAUCGUUGAAGGAUAUAUUGAUAGUGAUCGUUGUUGACGGACAAGAGUUUUACAACGUAGAUAGAAAUUGUUAUUUUGUAGUCAUUUUAUAGAUUUAUCGCUUCUUAGAAACUGUUCAGGCGUGACAGUGUGUGCCCCUUUUCAUAAGUGAUUCUGCACAAAGAAUGGCAGAACGAAUUAACUUUCAUUCAGAAGACAAAAUUGAAAAUGAGUGAAAAAAUGGCAAAUUAAAUUCAAUUUUUGACCCUUUUCUAUGGGAUAUUUUUGCUUUCUUUGACACUUCUUUGUGUCGUUUCUCGGCAACCUUUAUUUUCUGGUCGACUUAUUUAUUGGUCAAUUACUUAUUUCUUCCGGGCCAAUUAUUAUAUCUAUCGUUUUACAAGUCUCGAGCAUAGGGUAAUAACCUUUAUUGACCCUCCAAGGGACAACCACUAAACUGUAUCGUGAAUGGUUGGUAUAGGGCCAAUUUCGAUCCAAGAAUUUCAGACUCUAAUCCAAGAAAAUCGACGCGAAUCCAUAAAGAAAAUCAUCCAUGUAUCUCCAUCCUGUUCUUGGUUGACAAAAGGAGGUUGUUUCCUUUGUGGGAGGAUCCUACGACAGAGUCUCUUUAAAGCGAGGCCACUGACCUGUCCAUUGUACCAUCCCUGCCACCCUCAUAUAAAAUAUUUGGACAGAACUUCCGGCCCACGAUACGGCUGUUGCCAGAACGAUCUUUCGAUCUCGACAUGCUUUCUUGCCCUCCUUGAUCCCAACUCCUGUAUCUUCUUCGAAAGUUUCUCGGGGUUGAGAAAAGUUUCUUUCCUCUCUCGAUAGUCGUCAAUCGUCAUGGAACAAGCUCGAUUUCAAAGUUUCAAUCGAGAAACGAGAACGAGGAUGUACUUUGUGCAACACGUUUCGGAAAAGCAGCCGUAUAGUCGUGAACGUUCCUGAUAACAAAACCUGGCUUAUUGUCGAGGAUAUUGACGUACAUAAGAUUAUUCUCCGUGGGAAGAUUUUGGAAGAGAAGCAGCCGAUAGCUUUGGCUCCGUUGCCAAGAACUGUUGAAACGCCAUGAAAAUUCAGGAAGAUUUGGAGAUUUGUUGUUGGAGAAAUAUUUCUUGUCUGAGAAAAAUUGUAGGCGACGUAGCAAUUGAGGUAUUACAGUCAAUGUAGCGCAAUUUUCGUGGUGUAGGAACGAAAGAUGGAGGAUAUCGUAAUUUAGAAGAUCGAGGACAUAGGAUAGGAUGUAAUCCCUGGCGAUGUUCCCACGGUCUUCAAGAUUCCUUGUGCACGCGAGCAUUUCUGUGUACCUCUGGCUGACACGCUACGAUUUCAAGGUGUUCAGGACUUGUCAGAGAAUACAGGGUGCGUCAGCGAUCCUUAAAAAGGAUCUCGAAGGACGACGAUACCAGACCUACACCAUCACAAAACAACAAAUACAAUACUUUAUCCACCUAUACACGGCGAAAUCAAAUUCUUCGAUUUUUAUGAUCCUUUUCUCGCAGUAUGCAAAUUUUACUCGAAAAUUCUCUCUAGUUAAAGGUACAAAAAUUUGAAUUCUGAUAAAAUAUUCAACCAUUCGAAUGAUGUUUCGAUAAAAGCUGACAGCUGUCAGCGCAGGCAGUGGUACAAUUGGAUUAUUUGAUGAGCUGCGUUGACACGAAGAAAAAAUUUAUUUUAUAUCGUGAAUACUGUUUGCAAACUGAUAAGAAAUCGCGAUUUCAUCGUAUGAAAUUUUUACCCAAUCAAAAUUAAUACCCAACAUUAGCAAAAUAUCUAAAAUAAAUUAAGAUAACGAUGUACCAUUUAAGCGAUUAGGGAAUCUCUGUGUAUCGGAUUUUGCUCAAUGAAACGUUCACUCAGUUCCGAAGAAACGAACGGUCGUUUCACCCAUUUAAGAUCCGCUAGAUGCAAUCUGGUUCGCACGGUCAGGCUCGAAAAGUAGGGGAUUUCAUUUCGAAGCUGAUGCACCCUGCGUAUAUGGAGCAGGUGCACCUUUACCUGCCGUAGGCGGUCCUACUUUUUCAUUCCUCUUCACUUUGCUACCUCGAUGCUCUGCCAUCGUCUUAUCUCUCCUCUUCUUUCGUUUACUCUUACCUCUCCUCGUGAAUCCUUCGCCGACGUUCGCCGCGAAUUAGUGGCGCAUAUAAAUAGAACGUUUACACACAAUGUCUUGAAGUUUCGCGAUUAUUAUACACGGGUGUUGUUGCUUCGGGUAACCCAGAUGGGUUGUGCUUUUUCUGCUAUCUUUAAUUUAUCGGAGGGAAUAGUUGAAUUUCAAGAUGCUGUUACUGAUACGAAGUGCUGGUCCUUCUUUCGACGAGCAAAAAUGUGUAAAAGCACGUGCCCUUUACGAUAACAUCGCAGAAGCACCGGACGAGCUAGCUUUUCGUAAGGGUGAUGUUCUUACGGUACUGGAACAAAAUACCGCCGGACUCGAGGGUUGGUGGUUGUGUGCUUUGCGAGGUAGACAGGGCAUCUGUCCAGGAAAUCGAUUGAGACUUCUGGUUGGCCAAUACGAUACAGGGGGUUGUUUAGUUGGCAGUAGGGCUGAUCUAACCACUUCUGAAGACGGUAUACAGAGGCAUGGAAAACGACGUAGCUGGCACGUUCAACCGAACAGGGUGGUAACUCCACAGAAGUGCGGCGACGUGUACCUAUACGAUCUUCCAGCGAGCCGGGCAAGUCCUGCACCACCCUCCAGGCACGACUCACCCCUGAACUCGAAUAACGAGCAUUUGCACAACUCAGGACGAUACACGACCAGCAACAGAAGUUCGGUAGACAAUGGCGGCGACGUGAGCGAUUGUUACGACGUGCCACCACGUGCGGUACCGGUGAUUCCAUCUCCGGCUAGCAGCCCGAGUCCUGCACCCUCGUGCUAUGAUAUCCCAAGGCCACCUACCUCUUGCACGCCGAAUUCAAACUGUUCUGGAGGCUCGGGGGUGACACCUUUGGACUGCUACGACGUGCCCAGGUCGUUGCAACCCCUCACACCCAGCAGCUCCGCGUCCAGUCUCACGAACGAUGGAUCUCUCAGUGGAUCAAACCGAUCGAGCCUGGCUGCCCCCGAUUACGAUGUACCUCGAUCGCGUCUUCCAGCUUCCUCGUUACCGUCCCGGCAGAAUACACCCGUGCCAAAGACACCGACACCUCCGCCACCGCCGCAAACGCAGCAAAUCUAUGACGUUCCAGUUAGCAAGGAGCUUCCUCUGGAGCUGGACUCCGCUUUGGAAGGUCUACAAAGGCUGCAGAGCGAGGCAUCAGCUGCGAUAGCUAGGUUACUCGGCUUCGUUAGUCCCGGAUGGAGAACGGCUCAACGAUUAGACGCUACCUUAAUGGAUCUUAGGCUGGCUGCUCUUAGACUUAGAACCUCCUUGCACGACCUGGCUGAAUUUGCUGAAGGAACACUAGGAAACGCGGGUAAAGCACCAGACAAAGGGUUAGCUUCUAAAUUGCGACCCUUGGUCAAGGCUCUUCGUGAUUCCGACAAGCUCGUACAGGAAGCCGCCACCGAAUUGGACGCGAUGGAAUGGGAUGCCGAGAAACUUUGCCGCGGGGCUAGCGAAACUCUGACACCUACUAACGGCCCACCUUCCACCAUUCUGUCAACGGUGCAACCGGAUCCACUCGAUCAGCUGAUUGCGUGCGCUAGAGCACUCACGGAAGACGUUCGUCAGGUCGCCAGUUUCAUUCAGGGUAACUCGACGCUGCUCUUCAAACGAUCGUCGAUCAUCUCGACCGGUAGCAGUAAUAACAGCGGUGCCGGCGAGGAUUACGAUUACGUAAAUCUAGACUCGAGGGAAGUAGUCGCGAAGCAAAGGGAAGAAGUAAGAGCAUCGUUGCCACAGGAACUCCGUAGUAAUUUCGAUCGUGUUGUAUCCGAGUCGGACCAUGCGACCAUUCAAAUGCCACCCACGACACCGACACCCAUGGAUCCCAACGACAAACAAUUGUUAGCUUUCUACGCCGCCCAGGUGAUCACGCAUGGCAACCACCUGACUCAUGCCAUUGACGCGUUCAUGCAGACGGUCGAACACAACCAACCACCUAAGGUGUUUCUGGCUCAUGGAAAAUUCGUAGUGUUGAGCGCUCACAGGCUAGUGCAUAUAGGUGACACGGUACAUAGAAACGUGACCAGAAACGACGUGAGAACACGGGUGCUGCAGUGUGCGAACGCACUGAACGAAGCUUUGGCGCAGACCGUGUCGAAGACGAAACAAGCAGCACAAUUCUUUCCAAGCGUAUCAGCCGUUCAAGAGAUGGUCGACAGCGUGGUGGACGUUUCCCAUCUGGCCAAGGAUCUAAAAGUCGCGAUGAUUCACGCCGCGCAUCAACCAUGAGCGCUGAAACAGCAGAUCCUCAUCUUAAAUACGGAAGAAGCUCGGCGAGGCGCUAGCUGAGAAGAAUUUCUCAUUAUUCUUCGGAGAAACUAUGUUAGGGCGCACGAAACCCGCCGCUCCUUCAAGUUCCUUGGAUUGGUCGGCAAUCCUAAUGAUCAAACAGUUUCUGCCUACAGAAACAUUGCGAGAACAGAAAAAUUAUUAAAAUUUAAUUGCAACAAUCUAUAUCGUAGACAUGUGUACACUGCCCAUUUGAUAGAGACGAGCAGCUAACCCUUAAGACUCGAUAUCAAAGUCGAGCUUAAGAAUACGGAGAAGAUUAAUAAGAAUUAUUAUUCAGAUUACUCGGAUAGAACUUAGAAAUUAAACCUCUGAUCAUUUAAUCGAUGGAAAAGGAAAUUGAACCACGAGAAUUGUUCUGACUUCCUUUUUCGUUCGACCAAAACUAGACCUUUCUCUCUUUACCACGAUAGAGAGUUCUCGAGGCCUAUCGUUACUUAGAGAUACACAACUGCCAAAGCCACAGGUACGUAGAACGUAAGGGAACCUCUUUCGAGACAAGCAUUUUUGUAAUGUAUACUCGAGAAUAUAGAGAACGUAGACUUUUAUAGGGAAUAUGUAACCGUGUCGUUAGCCGAAGAUGUGAAGCUAAUUAAACAACGUAAAAGAUAAGAGCAUGUGUGGAACGCGUUCGAAAUGACUCUCGAAGAAUUAUUGAUUGCUUAAAAAACGAGACUCGUUUGAAACGCUAUGCAAACGUGUUAAUUAAUUGUCAUAGAUGUGUGCUGCGAAGAAAACGUUUUCGUUUAGAAACUUGUUCACGCGUUACUGUGAAACGAGAAUAUAGGUUGAUGAUAAAAAAAAUUAGAGAAAAGAACACAAUGCCAGGAAAUAGGAUCGGAUUAAGAUUUCUGGAUCCUGGGCUGUAGCCUCCCUUAGACCCACCCUCAUUCCGGCGCUGCCAGGAAAAGAGCCACGAAUGCAAUAUGGAAUUUUUUACAAUUAAGAGCAACAGCGAGGUUUAUACAAAAAUUUCACUGCAAACAAAAACGUAAAAUCUGUCCUUUCGAAGGCCAAUUUUAAGCAAAUUUUAUACAACUUUAUUGAAAGGAGCACGACUUUUUCGUGCCCCAAGCCUUUUUAUGGCUCUUCCAGGAUCAUCCAAACGCACAGCGAAGACUUGCAAAAAAAGAACCAUUCGAUUUGUAGAUGUAUACAAUCACUUCGAUCAGACGAUUUGACACAAUCAAACUCCCCUUACAGGAGUAACGAAAACAAUAACUUGAAAAACGAUACGCCUUAUACACGAUCACUUAAUCAAUCAUUGUCAAAUCUCCUGCUGAUUAUAAAACUUUUAUCAUUCGUUCUUGACAUUGGCAUAAGCUUAAAGUACUUUUAUAAUUAGCAGGAUUAGAAAUGUUAUUGAAAAGAAAUGUAGGAAGAUAAAUGAAAUUCUUUUUCUUUCAUUGUAUUCUCCCAACUUUAGACGACAAAUUAUCUUCUUUGAUUGUUCGAAAAACUAAUCUACCUUAAUAUUCAACAACCACACAUUAUGAUUGCACCUUUAAGGUCGAUGCAUCUUUCAAAGUAUUUACUUUUCGCCAUCAGACGCAGUCUUUUCUCGUUUUCUUCUUUGAAUCGGCGAAAACUGGAGAAUCGUUGGAACGAUGAGAUACGUUUCAAUAAAUAAUCCGCACUUUUAGAGCAUUUGCUACGAUAUAGCUUAUAGUUUAUUUUUUAGAUACCAUAUAACCGAGCAUAUCGCGUGAACACGGACUCGUUUAUGGAACUUGUAUUAUAAUUUAUUGGCGGAGCGUAUUUGUAUGAUAAAAUGCAUUUUUCAGGCAUUUAGAGUUUACUGUAUAUUUAGAAUUUAUACAUAGUCGAUACCGAUAGGUGCUUAUCACAUUCUCGUUGAAUCUUAUUCUGAUAAUCGUGACAUGCUAUUAGAUGAACUAUUUCUUUGAAUAUAUAUAUAUAUAUUUAAAAAUAAACACGCAUAAAUUAUGCAUCGUCUUUAUUACUUUAAGUAAUUUCAAUUGAUUGUACAUGGUACCUGGAGUUUCUUCUAAUUGAGCACCCACGGAAUUCGUUGUCAGUGAAGACUUCCGGUUGGAAUUUUAUCAUAAUUCAACGAUUUAUCGUUAAUUAUUAUUGCGUUAAAUUUUGAAUACCUAUUAAUGUAAUUAGUAAUCUUAAAGUGUAUCAAGAAAUCAGAUGAUUAAUUAACGUUUAAGUCCUUCGAACUGAAUCGAUUGUGUUAAUUUAAAGACAUUUAAUGUGUACAUAAGUAUAUUUAUAUAUAUAUAUACAUAUAUAUGUAUAUUACAAUUAUUCCUAUUAUGAUGUAUACACAAAUACAAUAAUGUAUCAACGCAGCAGUUACACAAAAAAAUGUUUGACAUUGUGCAAUUGUCGAGUUUUAAUUUCUAAGCAUCGAAUUAUACUCAAGGAAAUACGCGAGGUAUUUAGAAUUAGAAAAGAUAAUUAGAAUUGUUUUACGUGAAGUAGAUGCGAGGUUUUUUUCAAAAAGUUAAUAUCCGUUCGUACUUGAUUCGCUUGGUAAAAUCCGAAUGAUAAUUUUGUAUACUGGCGCGUUACAUGUAUAUUAUAGUUACAAUAGUUCAAUAAAGAUUAAUUAAA
Molecule: messenger RNA, 7445 nt
Organism: Osmia lignaria (orchard mason bee)
Lineage: Eukaryota; Metazoa; Arthropoda; Insecta; Hymenoptera; Megachilidae
Gene: p130CAS
Product: Serine_rich_CAS and FAT-like_CAS_C domain-containing protein p130CAS
Biological process (GO): cell migration; cell surface receptor protein tyrosine kinase signaling pathway
Cellular component (GO): plasma membrane; cytoplasm
Molecular function (GO): protein binding
Source: RefSeq, a predicted model, not a curated record